[Torrubiella] hemipterigena is the source of this 1772-nucleotide messenger RNA. Lineage: Eukaryota; Fungi; Ascomycota; Sordariomycetes; Hypocreales; Clavicipitaceae. The record is from the annotation of a GenBank genome assembly.
GGUGACUUUGGCGUGGGGCGCGCAGAAGGCCCGGCAGGCUCUCCUUGUCUUCCUCGGCUGUUUAACCUCUGGUUCCGUACAUUACAAGACCGAGUUAAUUGAACCAAGGAUACAACACCCCGAUUCACUUGCUCCUUUGCGGAAGCGUACAAAGUCAUCUCAACAACUACAUCGACAGCGGUUCAUUAACCAUCCGCGCAUCUGUGCAUCAAGCGUCCCCGAAUUCACAUGCUCAUGCAGCCAUUCCUUCGAUAGAGGCUACACGAAUUUUCUCUACACAUAAGCAAAGGUGCAAAAACAUGGGUGCUACAGAUCCCACAAAUGAUGCCGUCGAGAAGAAAGAUGAGGUGGUAAAGCCGAUAGAUCCUAAGGCCUCCGUGGAAGGUGCCGACGAGUUCCCAGAUCCGGAUGAGGAUGACCUCGACGACUUGGAUGAUAUGCUCGAUGACUUCUCAGCAGCUAAAAUCACGGACGACAAGGCUCAGAAGCCUGCUGCCGCCUCGGCUGCCGAGCCGAGUGAAAAGGAAGCAACGUCUUCCACGCAAGCCAAAGUUGGUGAGGAGGGGGAGUUUUCCGAGGAAGACUUCGCCAAGCAGCUCCAUGCAGGCAUGGCGGACCUCCUAGGAGAUAUGGACAAGAAUCCCGAGAUGCAGAAGGAAUUCGAGAACAUGCUCAAGCAGUUUAGCACCGCUGCUGAAGCCGCCACUGAUGGCGACGGCAACCCAACCACUUCGGCAGCCGGUGGCGAUGCAUCAUUCCAGGACACAAUUCGCCGCACUAUGGAGCGGAUGCAGAGCUCUGGCGACCAAGCCACUGCAGCCGCAGCAUCUGGUGGCGCCGACGACUUCAUGUCAGAGCUGCUGAAGCAAAUGUCGUCGGGUGAAUUUGGCAAUGGCGAAGGUAGCGACGAAGACUUUUCCAAGAUGCUCAUGGGCAUGAUGGAGCAACUGACUACAAAGGAAAUAUUAUACGAACCCAUGAAGGAUCUACACGAAAAGUUCCCUGAAUGGAUGGAGAAGAACAAAGCUGCUACCCCAGCCGAUGAUCUGAAGCGAUAUGAAGAACAACAGACACUUGUAAAGGAGAUUGUGGAAAGAUUCGAAAAGCCUGGGUAUGCGGACACUAACAGCGAAGACCGCGAGUAUAUUAUUGAGAGAAUGCAAAAGAUGCAAGAUGCUGGCUCCCCGCCUGCGGAUCUCGUAGGUGAUAUGCCAUCGGCGCAGGAAGCUCUAGGCGGUGCCGACGAAUGCAACCCUCAAUAGAAAACGGAGUGUAUCGCUGCUCAAAAACUGUCCUUGUUUCACUUUACAUCUGGGAAUCUGACCAAGAUACGAAGUUAGUUGGAUAAUGUGUCACAAAAUAAUACAUUGUUGUCAAUGCUGUCAUGGUCAAUCCAUAUGACAGCUUACUCCAGCCAAACUAAAAAUAGAAAGAAGCAAAAUACGCCGCCAUGUCCGUUAUAUACAAGUAAUCAUGUUAUGUACACGGGUUUUAGAUGCCGUCUUAGUUCAUUUCCAUUUCAUCCGCGGCUUGACGCUGCUGCUGCCCGUAUUCUUCUUGAGCAAUGAGGUCGUCAAAGAUGGAAUCGUCAAAGUCAUCCGAGAAAUCUGGCGAUGGAGGUCGCCACGCUUGCUCCGACUCAAAGGCAGCGACCAUUUGAUCAUCGAAAGUGCUAUAGUCCUCCUCCAUGGCAAUUUCAUCUUCUGGGAUUGGGGGGAGAUGUUCGUCUUCAAACUUCAUGGCUUCUUCAAUGUCGUCAUCGCCCACUACAG